CUCUGAUGUCACUGUAUGCUGAAGGAGGGGUCUGGGAUCCGCUCGCCUAAUCCCAGUGUGUUGAUAAGAGCAACCGACGAAGAUGAAAGCAAACCGAAGAGCCCUCCUUUAUCGCCUGUAUUCAUAACAGGCUAUUCUGAAGCAUCUAAAGAAUGAUCAGUGAGUGGGCAGAGUCAUGAGCCAUAGGGAGGAGCCAGAUGAGGUGGGUCCCAGGGGUCCUCCCCCUCACCGCAGCAAGCAGCCUAAUGGGACUUCCCAUGAGGGAGGUCGAGCCAGAUGGAGGCCAUGUCAGCUCCACAAUCCGGAUGCAGAAAGCCAAGGCCACCAUCACCACCAUCAUCACUAUCAUCAACCAGCCAACCAGCAACAGUCUGGAUCUAGCCGAGCUCCACCGCGUCAUUGUAGGCGGCAUGUUCCCGGUCAAGCACAACGCAGGCGGACUGAGAGUGUAGAUACAGAAGCAAAAGCUGGCCAACAGCCCAAGCCGGAGGCGUCAAGACACCAUCGGAGCAGAUACAGACAGCAGCACAGAGAAGAAGAACAACAGGCAGUCAACUCUCCUCCAAAAGAUCAACCUUUAGAAACUGUGUCUCCGGAAGAUUCCUCGCAAGAACUGCUGACCCCUUCUCCUCAGGGUGAACCAAUCACUGAUAAACUGAAUGAAGACAGCCCAGAUGCACAAAUUGCUCACGAUCCAGAUAUAGAAGAACCAGAGUCUUCAAAGCAACUGUUGGAGGAGAAGGUGCAGUGUGAAAAAUCAAUGUUUGGCGAAGAGAAUAAGGAAGACCAGGAUUACCCCAAAGAAAUACCUGACCGAGAGGAGGAUUGCGGCACAACAAAGACUACAGCUUCAAAAAGUAACUUUCAUCCUGAAAGCAAAAGAAGCAGCCCACUAAGAGUAGAUGUUCCACCAUUCGCCACCAACAAACCUAUUUUUAAGUCUCAGCGAUCCUUCACUGAGUCACUUCGAAUGUACAAUGCUGAGCUGAUGUCUAACUCUACUCAUUUUAAGAUGGGUAACACUCACACAAACAAAGAAACAGAAAUUGAUAGUAGAUAUCAUGAUGAAGACCACCAAGAUGAUCUUCCAGACUCUAGUCCUGAGACCUGCACUGAUUCAUACUCACAAAUAAGCCCUGAUUCACAACUAGAGACUCCAACGGAAUAUCAGACAGAAUCUGAGGAGCCUCAAACCUUUGAGAGGACCCAGAGCACAUCCAUGGAGAAGUACGACAACCAGCAUGACCCAAAUGACGUUAUUCAGCCUUCUUCAGUGGGCUCUAGGUUGCACCACUAUGAUGAACAGUCAGGAGAUGAAGCUGAAAGCUCAGGGAGAGAUAGAGUACAGGUCACGAAUAGUUCAAGUUCGGUCAGUCUUUCACAGAAAGUUCUACCUCAACAGGAGCAAUCUGAAACUACCCUCUUAAGUCUUUCACCUGACCAACAACUAGAAGCAGCAGGAGGACCUGACAAAUCAUACACUUCAACACAGCAACAAUCAACAGAGUCUUGCAGGGUUGCAGGAGACGCUGUGUCUUUGGCCAUUAAGGACAUUAAGGAGGCCAUCGAGGAGGUGAAAACCAAGGCUGUGCGUUCACCCUACACACCCGACAAGCCUACCGAGCCCGUGUGGGUGAUGAGACAGGAUCUGAGCCCCGUCGAUGAGUUUCAACCUCCUUUUCAGUCAUAUCCAGAGUCCCCAUCACAGCACUCAGAAUCUUCUCCACAGAAAACGGCUCCAGUUCAAGAUGUUGUUCUUCCUGUGGGAGCAGAAUCCUCCAGUGUUCAUCAUCAUGACCCGGACACAAACACGAUUCCCAACAUGCCAAGUGAAGAGCUGAGGAGAAAUUUGGCCUCUUUCCCUGCAUAUGUUGAUGUUCCUGGCCCAUGUGACCCUGAGGAUUUGAUUGAUGGCAUCAUUUUUGCUGCAAACUACCUUGGUUCCACCCAGAUGCUGUCAGAACGAACACCCACAAAGAGCGCACGCAUGCAGCAAGCCCAGGAGGCUAUGACCCGCGUCCGGACAGCCCAGAAACAGGCCAAAAUUCGAAAAAAGCAGGAUACAGAGAGCGGGGCGGCAUCAGAAGUGGAUCUGUUUAUAUCUACGCAGAGGAUCAAAGUGCUUAGUGCUUACUCACAGCAGGACACCAUGAUGGACCAUCCGCUGAGGACCAUCUCCUACAUAGCUGACAUUGGCAACAUGAUUGUGCUGAUGGCACGCAAAAAGAUGAUUCGCUCUCAGAGCGCUCAGGAGAACCUGGACAGCGUCGAGACCCAACACGAAAACCCGGCGCAAGACAGCCAGCGGCAGUACAAGAUGAUCUGCCAUGUUUUUGAAUCAGAAGACGCUCAACUGAUCGCUCAGUCCAUUGGUCAGGCCUUCAGCGUUGCUUAUCAGGAGUUCCUGAGAGCCAAUGGGAUUGACCCUGAGGACCUGAGCCAGAGAGAGUACAGUGAUCUGCUCAACACUCAGGACAUGUACAACGAUGACCUCAUUCACUUCUCCAAAUCAGAAAACUGCAAAGAUGUGUACAUAGAAAAACAGAAAGGAGAGAUUUUGGGCGUGGUUAUCGUGGAGUCCGGUUGGGGUUCGAUUCUUCCCACUGUUAUCAUCGCUAGCCUGAUGCACGCUGGACCUGCCGCCAAGUCUGGAAGACUCAACAUCGGUGAUCAGAUCAUGACUGUUAAUGGCACCAGUCUGGUUGGACUUCCCCUAUCCACAUGUCAGAGCAUCAUUAAAGGACUAAAAGCUCAAUCCAGAAUCAAGAUGAACAUCGUCAGGUGUCCUCCUGUCACCAUGGUCCUCAUUCGCAGGCCAGAUCUGCGCUAUCAACUGGGCUUCAGUGUACAGAAUGGCAUUAUUUGUAGUCUCAUGCGAGGGGGGAUCGCAGAAAGGGGAGGGGUUCGUGUUGGGCACCGCAUCAUCGAGAUCAACGGUCAGAGCGUAGUGGCCACACCCCAUGAGAAGAUUGUACAUAUUCUGUCAAAUGCGGUGGGAGAGAUCCAUAUGAAGACGAUGCCUGCAGCUAUGUAUCGACUGCUCACUGCCCAGGAACAACCCGUCUACAUCUAAAUCUCUGCAGGGCUUCAAAAAAUCAUCAUUACAUAUGCUGAUUCAUAUUUAUUUAAAUAUUAAUAUAAGAGUUUACAUAUUUAUUUAACUGGAUGUAUUUAUUAUUCCAUUAGCGUAGAAACCAAACCAUUCCUCGAUCAUUUGACUUGCCUUAAUCUCUUUGAGUCUGAACUGGUAUUUAAAAGCUUACUAUCAAUCCACUGGCAUUAGUUAAAUGUGUUCAACCAAGUACCAAAGAUAAAUGAAUGAUAACCCAUCACGUGCCCAUCACACUACUGGACCAGAGAGCUGAAUGACAGCGAGCACAGUGAGAGUAAUGUUUGUUAUAAAUGUCUGUAUUUUGUGUUGCUACUGUAUGAAUUGUUGCUGACACAGAUAUGAGCUGUAAGAUUGCCAUCAAUAAACUAAAUGUAAGGAUGUUUUAA
Molecule: messenger RNA, 3498 nt
Organism: Paramisgurnus dabryanus
Lineage: Eukaryota; Metazoa; Chordata; Actinopteri; Cypriniformes; Cobitidae
Gene: apba1b
Product: amyloid beta (A4) precursor protein-binding, family A, member 1b
Biological process (GO): chemical synaptic transmission
Cellular component (GO): cytoplasm; dendritic spine; plasma membrane
Molecular function (GO): amyloid-beta binding; protein binding
Source: RefSeq, a predicted model, not a curated record